Uloborus diversus is the source of this 2730-nucleotide messenger RNA. Its product is annotated as calcium-transporting ATPase type 2C member 1-like. NCBI's taxonomy places the organism in Eukaryota, Metazoa, Arthropoda, Arachnida, Araneae, Uloboridae. The transcript is spliced from 24 exons. Gene Ontology annotation, cellular component: endoplasmic reticulum; plasma membrane; Golgi membrane. Gene Ontology annotation, biological process: intracellular calcium ion homeostasis; calcium ion transmembrane transport; manganese ion transport. Gene Ontology annotation, molecular function: ATP binding; P-type calcium transporter activity; ATP hydrolysis activity. The coding region runs from base 1 to 2730 and encodes 909 amino acids. The record is from RefSeq and is a predicted model, not a curated record.
AUGCAGAUCCAAAAGAAACCGAAUGACGAGAGAGGAAUGCGUUGCUUGCGUACUGAGGAAGCAUGCCGCUGUACAUAUGAUGAGGUGGCCACUCUACUUAACACAAAUAUCCAUAAUGGAUUGUCUUGGCAAGAAGCCAAUCGCAGAUUGGCUUUGCAUGGUCCAAAUGAGUUUGAGGUGACACAGGAUGAGCCAUUAUGGAAGAAAUACAUAGAACAGUUUAAGAAUCCUCUGAUUCUUUUAUUACUUGGAUCUGCAUUGGUUAGUAUUUGUAUGCAGCAAUUUGAUGAUGCAUUUAGUAUUACAGCUGCUAUUGUUAUUGUUGUAACUGUUGCAUUUGUACAGGAAUAUAGAUCAGAAAAAUCACUUGAAGAACUUAAUAAAUUAGUACCUCCCACCUGUACAUGCCUUAGGGAAGGACGUAAAGAAAAUUUUCUAGCAAAGAAUCUAGUGCCUGGAGACGUAGUAUUGCUUGGUAUUGGUGAUAGAGUACCUGCUGAUCUCAGACUCUUUGAGGCAGUUGAUCUUUCCAUCGAUGAAAGUAGUUUUACUGGAGAAACUGAACCUUCAAACAAGGUUACAAAGCCAUUAGAGAAAACAAAUGGAAUAACAAGCAGACAUAACAUUGCCUUCAUGGGAACUCUUGUCCGAUGUGGAGUUGCCAAAGGCAUAGUGAUAUCUACUGCUGAAAAGUCAGAAUUUGGAGAACUUUUCAAAAUGAUGCAAGCUGAAGAAGCUCCAAAAACUCCACUUCAGAUUAGCAUGGAUACCUUAGGAAAGCAGCUAUCUCUGUAUUCCUUUGCUAUUAUUGGCUUAAUUAUGCUAGUGGGUUGGAUACAAGGAAGACCUCUCAUGGAAAUGUUCAAUAUUGGAGUUAGCCUUGCUGUUGCUGCAAUACCUGAAGGGUUACCCAUUGUUGUUACUGUUACACUUGCAUUGGGAGUGAUGAGAAUGGCAAAGAGGAAUGCCAUCAUAAAAAAGUUGCCUACUGUAGAAACUCUAGGAUGUGUGACAGUUACGUGUUGUGACAAAACAGGAACUCUCACAAAAAAUGAAAUGACUGUUACAUCGAUUGUUACAUCUGAAAUGUAUCAUGCAGAAGUUACUGGUGUUGGAUAUUCUGAACCCGGUCAAGUUCACAUAACAGAGUCAGGAAAUCAUGCUCAACAGAUGAAUUCUGCCAGGAGUGUCAUUGAGGCUGGUUGCGUAUGUAAUAAUGCUGAAGUUGUGAAUGAUCAACUGAGAGGACAACCAACUGAAGGUGCUUUGCUUGUAGCUGCUAAAAAGUUGGAUCUGCAUAAUGUGCAAGAAAGAUAUACUCGCCUUCAAGAAAUACCAUUUAGUUCUGAGAAUAAAUUUAUGGCUGUUAAGUGCCUCCCGAAAUUUGGUUUAGGAACAGAAAGAUAUUUUGUAAAAGGAGCAAUUGAAAUCAUAUUACCGAAGUGUACAAAAUACAGCUUUCAUGGCUCACCUGUACUCAUUUCCAAAGAAGCAUAUUCACAAUUUCUUAAAGAAGCACAGUAUAUGGGACGAAAAGGCUUAAGAGUUCUUGCUUUGGCUUCUGGUUCUGCACUAGAUGAUCUCAUGUUUCUCGGGAUGGUUGGUAUCCUCGAUCCUCCUCGAUCGGGCGUUGCUGAAGCGAUCCAGACUUUACAUGGCAGUGGAGUGUUUGUGAAAAUGCUUACUGGAGAUUCAGAAGACACUGCUUGUGCUAUUGCUUCACGGCUUGGUCUUUACGCUGUGGGUAGUGUAACAUUAUCUGGUGAUAAAAUAGAUUGCAUGGGUGAUGAUGACCUUUCUCGAAUUAUCAAUGCUGUUUCUAUUUUUUACCGAGUGGGACCAGGUCACAAACUUCGGAUUGUUAAGGCCUUGCAAAGGAAUGGAGCUAUUGUGGGUAUGACAGGAGAUGGAGUAAAUGAUAGUGUAGCUUUAAAAAAGGCAGACAUUGGCAUUGCUAUGGGAAAAUCUGGUACGGAUGUAUGCAAAGAAGCUGCAGACAUGAUUUUAGUGGACGAUGAUUUCUUUACUAUAAUGGCUGCCAUAGAAGAAGGCAAAGGAAUAUUUUAUAAUAUUAGAAAUUUUGUACGAUUUCAGCUUAGCACGAGUAUUGCUGCCCUUUCUUUGGUGGCCGUUUCUACCCUAAUGCAUAUACCCAACCCAUUAAAUGCCAUGCAGAUUUUAUGGAUCAAUAUUAUAAUGGAUGGACCACCAGCUCAGAGCUUAGGUGUAGAACCUGUCGAUCAUGAUGUUCUCAAACAGCCUCCUCGGAAUGUAAAAGAGCCCAUGAUCACAAGAGAGCUUAUCAUUAAUGUCAUCAUGUCAGCUCUUAUCAUUAUCACAGGAACCAUGUGGAUAUUUAGAAGAGAGAUGAGUGAUAUGAUGGUUACUAGACGAGAUACAACUAUGACCUUCACAUGUUUUGUAUUUUUUGACAUGUUCAAUGCUCUUAGUUGCAGAUCUCAGACCAAAUCUAUUUUCACCAUUGGACUCUGUAGCAAUCGCAUGUUCCUAUUGGCUGUCACUGGAUCAGUUGUUGGACAGUUACUUGUAAUUUAUUUUGCCCCAUUACAGAGGAUAUUUCAGACGGAAGCUUUGCCAUUAUCAGAUAUUUUAAUGCUUGUUGCUCUCACAUCAUCUGUUUUUGUUGUGUCUGAAGUUAAGAAAAUGAUUGAAAGAACAAUCCUUCGUAAACAGACUGAAAAACAGUUCUUUGACUCUGAUUAUGUUUAA